CCAUCCCCUCCCCCCAUUCUUCUCCCCUUCCCCCCAUUCUCCUCUCCUUCCUCCCUCUCUCUUCUUCCUUCCCAUUUCUCCCCCUUUCCUUCCCUCUUCUGCCCUUUCCUCUUCCCUUUACUUCUCCUUCUCUCUCACUUUCUUUCCCCCAAUCUCCCUUCUCUCUCCCACUUUCCCCCUCUCUUCUGCCAUUCUGCUUUCCUCCUUUCUCCCUUAUCUUUUCUUCUUUCCCUCUCCCUUCCUCCUUUCUUCUCUCCCUCUCUGCCUUUCUAGUCCCUCAAGGGUCAAGAGCCCCCAUUCUUCUCCCUUUUCUUCCUCCCCUCUCUCCUCUUUCUUCCCUCUCCUCCCUUUCCCCAUUCUUCUUUCCCCCUCUUCCCCUCAUUCUUCUCUUUUCUUCCCCCUAUUCUCCUCCUUCCUCCCUCCUCCCCCCCUUUUCUCCCUCUUUCCCCUUCUGCCUUCCCAGCCCCUCAGGGGCCAGAAGCCUCCUUUGGAUGCUGCCUCUUCCCCAGGCUUUGCCUGCUUGGUUGAUGUUCCUUACAAUAGGGGAAGGUAUGGCUUCCCCUGAUCAGGAGGUGUAAGGUCAGGAAACCAGAAGAGAGCAGAGACAGAGGAAAUGCAGGAGGGGGGGUGGCAAAAACCAGGAAAAGAGGGGUGAGGAUGGAAAGAAGAACUUCAGCCCCAGUCUUGAAAAAAGGUACUGGAGGCCCUAGAAAGAGGGAAAGAAAAUAAAUGCAGAUUGGGAGUGGAGGUGGGAACCAUUAGGAAAACAAAUUUUUCAAGUGAUGGAGAAGAGAGUUGGAAUAGAGAUGGAGAGGGAAAUAAUAACCUAAUCUUCCCCACCCCAUCCCACCCUUUUUUUUAAAUAGAGCAAUUGAAUGGCAGAAUCAGACUGGCCAGUUUUUAACCAGAAAUGGAUGAAACUAGAGUACUGGGAGUCAGUCAACAAGCAUUUAUGAAGGGCCUACCCUACUCUGUGUUAGAGCUGUGCUAAGCUCUGGGGAUAUAAAGAAAUGUAAAAGUAGACCCUGACCUAAAGGAGCUCUCACUAUAAUAGGGGAGACAGCAUGUAAUCAACUGUGUGCAAACAAGCUAGACAUAGAUAUCAGAUAGGUUGAAGAUAAUCUUAGGGGGAAAGUACUAUCAAGAGAGACUUGGAAGGUAACCAGGAGGCAGAGAUGAGGAGGGAGAAUUCUAGGCAUGAGGGUCAGCUUGUGAAAUUCACUAUCUUGUUCAUGGAAUAUCAAGGAGGCCAGUGUCACUGAAUCACAGAGUGGAGUGGGGUAGGGGGAACAGUUGAAAUACUGGAAAGGUAGGAAGGCUAGGUUAGGAAGAGUUUUAAAAGUCAAACCAAAGUUCUUCUUUUUGAUCCUAGAGGUAAUAGGGAAUUAAUGAAUUGUGGGGAGGGAGUGAUGAGAUCAGAUCUGAGCUUUAGGAAGUAAAGUAGAGAACAGCUUGGAAUGGGAAGAGACUUGAGCAGGAAGUUAGCAAAGGAAGAGCUAUGUUGGGGAAUUAAGGAGGUAGAUAAAAGUUGACUUUGGAGUCCUGCAGGUAGCCUUCAUUCUGCCUCCACUUAAUGCAGCUCUUCAUUUGUGAGUCUUCCAAUCCCUAGACUCUCCUUUUUCCACUCUCAAUUAAGAAAGAUGGCAGAGUAGGACCAGAGAUUCCAAGACAUCUUCUAGUCUGGCCCUUAUUAGCUGCCUACCUCAAUAAGACUUUUAAAUUGUUCCCAGACACAUUGGAAUUUCAAACCUGGCUGACUUUCAGAGUAAUAGAAAUAAGAGUUGGGGGAAACGGGCAGGUGUGGGGAAAUUGCUCUCAUUGCAAGAAAUACCAUCCAUGGCACCACUCUACCAGAGUUACCUCUAUCAGUACUCUCUCCAUUCUCUUCAAAAUCUUUUGGAGUCCCCAGUCUUGUCCUUUAGCAAUAGUUUGUGAUGAAUUUGUUGUUUUCGGGGUACUCCUGAUAGCUUCUUCUAUAAAUACAUUAUUAGAGAUGUGAAAUGUUCAAUUGUCCUUUCUCCUCUCUGCACCCCAAAAUAUGGAUGUAUUUCAUGGGAACUCUAGCAUCUUCUAGCUCUCUCACCUGGCAUGGUUUAACAUGCUUCUUACCAGAUCGCCACUCUUAAGUGUAACUUCUACAUUACUGAGAAGUUAGAAAGCAAGAGGGACCUCUAGAAUAUAUGGUGUGAAAAAAUAUGAGAUGGAAGUAGAACUCUGAAAACCGUGCUGGAAUUUGCUUCACUUUUCUGUCACCACAUUCAGGGAGGUAUCCAAAUCAGGCCUUAGGCCAUGGCAGCCCCUACCUAGCAUGUAGUAGGCACUUCAUAAAAGCUUGUUGAAUUGAAUGCCCUAUGCAGAAGUUACCUUGAUUGCCCAAGACCAUGCCAUAUUUCAAUCUCAAGAUAAUUUUUUCCAACCAACCACAUAUUUUAUUGUGCUGUUGCCUACUGUCCUACCCAGUUAGUUUGCUCCAAUAAUUAGAACACAUAUAUGUGUGUGUUUUUUAAGUGUGUAAGAAAACUUGAAAAUUUAAAUUUGUGAAACAACUAAAUUAGGGUGAUUUUUAAAUUUUUUUAUUUAUUUUUAAAAAGGAUUCACUUAGAUAAUAACUUUUCCUGGUGUUUAAAGGUCUGUCUUGAUUUUACAAUUCAGUUUUCAAAAAAACUUUAAGGACACAUCUUUUGUGUAAAGUGGAAGAGUGUGUGUGUGUGUGUUACAAACAUAUACACACAUGUAUUAUGGUGGUUGUUUUUUGCGAACACAUCAUUAAACAAAUUAUUAUGUUCUGAGUCCCAGACCACACCCCUUCCUUUUCUAAUGCCAUUAUUAGAUGAUUAUGUUUCAGCACCUGUUUUAGAUAUUGGCAGUACUGCAACUAAAUAUCCUGGGCCAUGAAAAAUAAUUAGGAGAGUAAAGCUGUUGUGUGUGUGUGCGCGUGCGUGCAUGUGUGUGUGUGUGUUAUGUGUAUGCAUAGCUUACAUUUUCUUCCUUAGUCAAAGGCAAAGACUUGUGAAUUAUCAUUUAUUUAAUCUGUGCCUAUGCUGUCUUCCAUUGGUCCAGAGAAUUGGAUGUUGACUGGGUACAACAGUACUAAAAAGUUUAUCUGUGCUUAUUUCCUAGGGAGUCCUCAUUUUGGCAGCCUGGAAUGAGGUCUCUGAAUAUUGGAAAUCUAUAAGUAUUCCAUCUUUCUCACCAGACAUAUUGCUUCUCCCUCUUUCUCCAGUCCUGCCUUUCUUUAGAGCUAUUUGCAAGAAGCCACAUAGACAGGAAUGACUUUAUUUCUUUUCUCAUGGCCUUCUUCUCAAUGAUGAGGGAAGAGUGAGAAAUAGAAGGGAAUAAAUGGAGCUGAAAAUUUUGUAAGUUGGUGCCUCAAUUCCAUGAAUAAUGGAAAAUGGAGCUAGAUUUAUUCUAGAUUCUCCAUCAAAGUCUGGGAACUGACUUUCCAACAGAGAUUGGGCAGAAUUUAAAUGUUUGUUGAGUACCUAUUCUCUAUAGGGCAUUGUAGUAGACCCUAAUUGUGGGAUUAAAAAGAAUGUAAGAGUUUAUGUCUUCCAGAAACUUAUCUGUUGGAAGAGACAUACAUGUGAAGUAACUAGGGACCAAUUGCAAAGCAACAUAUAAAGUACAAAAUACCACAGUAUAAUGUGGACUAAGUAAAUAUGUGCUGAAUGGGACAAAGAAAUUAUAGAAGUGGGGACGGAAUGGAAUUAAUCAGAAAAAAGGAGCCUUGAAAGAGUCGGUUCCCGAUUCUGGCCCCAGGCCCUUGGCUACACCUGCCCCUUUCCCACCGGGGCCCCCCAUGAUGCCACCACCCUUCAUGCCCCCUCCAGGGAUCCCUCCACCCUUCCCCCCAAUGGGGCUGCCUCCCAUGAACCAGAGACCACCUGCCAUCCCUCCCAUCCCCCCUGGCAUGAUGCCCCCGAUGCUCCCACCAAUGGGGGGGCCACCACCAAUUACACAGAUACCAGGGAUGGUACCACCCAUGAUGCCAGGGAUGCUGAUGCCCGCGGUGCCUGUCACUGCAGCGACGGCCCCAGGUGUGGACACCGCCAGCUCUGUUGUGGCUGGAGCAGACCCUACGAGGGUCUUGUGGAGUGAACACGUGGCUCCUGAUGGGCGAAUCUACUACUACAAUGCUGAUGAUAAGCAGUCUGUGUGGGAGAAGCCUAGCAUACUCAAGUCCAAAGCUGAGUUGCUGUUGGCCCAGUGCCCCUGGAAAGAGUACAAGGCAGACACUGGCAAACCCUACUACUACAACAACCAGAGUAAGGAGUCCCGGUGGACCCGGCCUAAGGACCUGGAGGAACUGGAGGCUUUGGUCAAACAGGAGGCUGCAGGGAAGCAGCAGCCACAAGUACAGCCUGAGCCACCUCCUGCUACUCCUGGACCAACCCCAGUCCCUACAGGCCUCAUAGAACCUGAGCCAGGUGGGCAUGAAGACUCUGAGCUGUCAGAACCUGCCCAGCCUCUAGAUCAGGGGCUACAUCAGGAGGAGAGCACUAGCAGUGCUGGUAGGCGGCCAGAGGAGGAAGAGCCAAAGCUCGAGUCAGAGAGGUCAAGCUUCAGCUGGAGCAAUCGAGAAAAGGCAAAGCAGGCAUUCAAGGAAUUGCUAAGGGACAAGGCCGUCCCCUCCAAUGCUUCAUGGGAACAAGCCAUGAAGAUGGUGGUCACUGACCCCCGCUACAGUGCCCUGCCAAAACUAAGUGAGAAAAAGCAGGCGUUCAAUGCCUACAAAGCACAGCGGGAGAAAGAAGAAAAGGAAGAGGCCCGCUUGAGGGCCAAAGAGGCCAAGCAGACCCUCCAGCACUUUCUGGAACAGCAUGACCGAAUGAGCUCUACCACAAGAUACCGGCGAGCUGAACAAACAUUUGGGGAACUAGAAGUUUGGGCAGUAGUACCCGAGCGGGACCGUAAAGAAAUUUAUGAUGAUGUCCUUUUCUUCCUCGCCAAAAAGGAGAAGGAGCAGGCUAAACAACUGCGUCGUCGCAAUAUCCAGGCACUAAAGAGCAUCCUGGAUGGAAUGAGCAGUGUCAGCUUCCAAACUACCUGGUCCCAAGCUCAACAGCACCUCAUGGACAACCCCAGCUUUGCCCAGGACCACCAGCUGCAGAACAUGGACAAGGAGGAUGCGCUGAUCUGCUUUGAGGAGCACAUCCGAGCACUGGAGCGAGAGGAAGAGGAAGAGCGAGAGCGGGCCCGACUUCGGGAACGGCGCCAGCAUCGCAAGAACAGAGAAGCCUUCCAGACCUUCCUGGACGAGCUGCACGAGACAGGGCAGCUGCACUCCAUGUCUACCUGGAUGGAGCUGUACCCAGCGGUCAGCACCGAUGCCCGCUUUGCCAACAUGCUGGGCCAGCCGGGCUCCACCCCUCUGGAUCUCUUCAAGUUUUAUGUAGAAGAUCUGAAGGCCAGAUUUCAUGAUGAGAAGAAGAUCAUUAAGGAUAUCCUUAAGGACCGGGGUUUCAGUGUAGAAGUGAACACAGCCUUUGAGGACUUUGCACAUGUCAUCAGCUUUGACAAGAGGGCUGCUGCACUGGAUGCUGGAAAUAUCAAGCUGACCUUCAACAGCCUCCUGGAGAAAGCAGAGGCACGAGAACGGGAGAGGGAGAAGGAAGAAGCCCGGAGGCUUCGACGUAGGGAAGCUGCCUUUCGGAGCAUGCUGAGGCAAGCUGCCCCUGCCCUGGAGCCUGGCACUAGCUGGGAAGAGGUUCGAGAGCGCUUCGUGUGUGACUCUGCCUUUGAACAGAUCACACUGGAAUCUGAGCGAAUACGUCUCUUCCGAGAGUUCUUACAGAGUGAGUGCCAGCACUUUCACAUCAAAGGCAGAAAACAUGGCAAAAAGGGCAAGAAACAUCAUCGAAAGCGAUCCCAUUCACCCUCGGGUUCUGAAUCUGAGGAUGAUGAGCAGCCGCCUCUUCUUCGGCCUUCCAAACGCAGAAAAUGGAAUCCCUCCGAGUCAGGCUCAGAGCCCUCAUCUUCCCUGGAUUCAGCUGAGAGUGGGGGUGGGCCCUUCGGGAGCCGGGGCUCUCCUUCCAGCCGCCCUGCUCUUGGAUCAGAUCAUGGCUUCCGGAAGUCUAAGAAGCCGAAGAAGAAAGGCAAGAAGAAGAGGCACAAGUCGAACAGUCCUGAGAGUGAAAUAGAACGAGAGAAAGAGAAAGGAGGCAAGGAAAUGGAAGAGAAAGAACGAGAACGGGACAAGGAGAGGGAGCCCCGGAGGCCAGAGCCCCGGAAUCGGUCCCCUGGCCUCGGACUUAAGAAAGAGAAGACAGGCUGGGAUACAUCAGAGAGUGAGCUGAGUGAAGGGGAACUGGAACGGCGCCGCCGGACACUUCUGCAGCAGCUGGACGAUCAGCAAUGACCCUGAUACUCUCCCCUUGUGGGAAUGUGUGAGGCCUGUGUUCCUAGCAUCACCCUUGUUAGCCAAGCUCCCUAACCCAGGACUCCUUCCUUAGUCUGGUCAAUGUCCAUUGCCCCAAAGCACCCUGUUCCUUUUUGGCAAAACCCCUCCAAAUGCCAUCAUCAGCACUACAAGGUUGCCCCAGCUGCUCUUCAGAGGCCUCCCAUAUCUUGGGCAUCCAAUAUAAUCCCCAGCAUCCCAAUCCCUGCUCCCUUGUCCAAGCCCAAUGGGGUUAGGCAGCGCCGAUAUGAGAGUGAGGAGGUAUGGCAGGGAGAGUUGUGCCACUACUACUUGUCAUUACCUCUUGUCCUUAGGAAGGGUCACAGUGUGAGAGAAGUGCAUUCUGCCAAUGGGCACUGAGCCAGUUGGGAAUGGGGGGGAGGAGGGAGGCAUUCUAGGCCAUUCAAAGUAGCUCUCUGCCCCUACCCCUCCUACCCUGGCCCAAUGGCACUACCUCUUCCUCUCUCCAACCUGGGAACUCAGUGUUUUUUUUUAAUUAUUAAUAAUGAUAAUAUUUAUAACAUGG
Messenger RNA from Monodelphis domestica (gray short-tailed opossum), 6923 nucleotides. Lineage: Eukaryota; Metazoa; Chordata; Mammalia; Didelphimorphia; Didelphidae. The record is from RefSeq and is a predicted model, not a curated record.